UUCACUUGUCUUUAUGUUAUCGAGAUUCGAGAAGACUCAUGUUAUUGAGAAGACUCGUAUCCCCGUCUGUGUGUACGGUACCUUCCUUACGGCCUACCUACUUCCUGUACGGGCAGCUUCCUUAGUAAAUUCUGUAUUUAUAAAAGAUGUUUUGGCGAUGUUUUACAUAGAAAAAGUAACAAUUUGCUCGUGCAACAAGAGCUAAAAGAUGACAGCAAUUGAAUAACGAAUUUCACAUUGCGCAUUGCGCAAGUCGCAUUGCGUUUUUGCACAUAAUGCGUACGAGCAUUGCUCCCCUGGCUUUGCCAUUUGCCGUUGACUUGCUAUAGGGUAAUGACUAUUGGCACACCAACUUGAUAGCAAUGGCAGCAGGACACGAAAGUUGGAGUCUGCGCAUUUAUAACUAUGGCUACACCUGGUAUUUAACAGCACGUCAGUACUUUCCCUUGAGGAUCCUCAUCCCAUACAGAGUGUCUAACAGGACACAAGAGGCAAUCGGUGCCCUCUUUCAAGCUGUUAAAAGUGGUGAACAACACACGCGCAUUUUGGAGCACAUACUCUCAGACAGCGUGCCGGGUGAUGACUUACUAUUUUUCAAGAGUCCACGAGGUUACAACAUCCUUCAGGAGGCAGCCAUGCACAACAACCUUCCACUUGUCAGGCUACUACUGAACCACAACUGCAAUCCAAAUGCCGGGGAUUGCAGCCUGCCGCUGUCCGUAGCAUGUAAGUCCGGUGUUGUGGACGUAGUCGAGCUGCUACUCGCACAUAAUGCCCGUAUCGACCAGGUGUACGGCAUGUGCUACCCGAAUCCACACAUGCCUGUUCUAAAGGAGAAAGACAUGUUCGGACGUGAGUCAAGACAUUAUCAGUGCGAGACGAAUGCGCAGCUGCCGAUUUAUCACGCGAUUGAAAGUGACCGCCCAGACGUCAUCAGCAUGCUGCUUGCGCAUGAGGACAACCACUGGCUGAAGUGGCAAGCGCAGAAACCUCUGCUGCAUCUCGCCUGCGAGAUGGGUUCACUAAGCAGUAUGAAAUUGCUAGCGAAGCGGCGACAUGGUGACCUUGACCUUAUGCUGGCCGACCGCUCACCGCUACACCGUGCGAUUGAGCAUGGCCCGCGCUAUGUCAGUGUGCUUGUCGGCCAUGGUGCCGACACUGCUGCGAUCACGAGCCACAACCAGACGUCGCUGCACCUUGUCUUCACGAGCACACGCAACUUCUUCAACAUCUAUCGCACGCUGCACCUGCUGCUCGCACACGGAGCCGCCGAGAACGUGAACCUGAUGGACAAGGAUGGCAACACACCGCUGCACCUACUGCUACAGCUGAUCUUCAGCGCUCACAAGGAUGACUCUCUUGAAGGUCGCUUUCCCAACUAUGAGAUUACGGCUUCACUUUUCGUGAGCACUCUAAUCGACUCAGUGACGCUGCUGCUUGCCAAAGGGGCCAAUCCCAAUAUUCAAGACAAUAAUGGGUUCACGGCUUUACAUCUUGCCACUACAGAGAUUAUUUCGGGUCUCCAGCAUGUGGACCAUCCGAUGUGCCCAUCAAAUUUCGAAUGGUGUUCGUAUGAAAUGCUUUACCAGGUGUUGAGUACCAUAUUAACCUCAUAUCGAUACAUGAACACUAACUUAUUGGAUCAGGAUGGAAUGACACCACUGUUGAUUCUGUUUCGGAGUCUAAUGACAGUAGACUUGCUUGAGCUUGACCAGGAAAGUGGUUUUAGUAGUUGUGUAGAGGUCUUGUGCAAGCAUGGCGCAGAUGCUAACAUUGCACAGAAUGGGCAGUUCACAACACUCAACAUUCUGAUCUUUGUUGCAAGCGACAUCAUUCAUAACACGACUGUGCCACUGGCUAAGGACCGAUCAUUCAAAUUCAUCAAUGACAUGCUAGAACUUCUACUGAUGCAUGGUCUCGAUCCAAACCUGCGCUUCUCAAAGCGCACACAGCAUGCACUCCUGUCCUUGAUGGACAUGGUCCAUAAUGCGCUGACGCCUGACGACCUCGUGUAUGUUUACCAACUAACUGCGACACUGCUGCGAUUCGGCUCUGAUCCAAACAUCGACAUCUCGACGACAGAGCCAAUGAUAUGCCACUCACAGAGCUCAGUGUUUCUGAAGAAGUCUUCGGGACAGGUGUUGUACUACUAUGUGCAAAUUCUGGCAAGGAAUGACCACCUUCUAUGUGGUCACGCGUACCUCAAGCUGCUGUACCUGUACUUCUACGCAAUGUCACACAGGGAGCUGUGGAACAGCCUGCGAAUAUUGAACGCACAGACGGCUCUCAUUCCGACCAACCAGGAGCUGACGAUUGUGCUGCAUGAGCUGUCAACAACACCCAGGACCUUAAAGCAGAAUGCACGAAUUGCCAUCUAUGAGGCUCUACGAUAUAGGCUGGUACCACGGGUCAGCCAACUCCCUCUACCGACUUUGCUGAAGAACUACCUGCUCAAUUUUGAGCACUGAGCUGUCAUUUGUGAAGGACAUCAUUAUUGGCUGUUUUUUCGAUUGUAUGACGACUAUUAACAUUUACUUAGAUGUAUUGUUGAAUUAUUCAGCAAUUUAUAGACGUUUUGCUGAACAUUCGGUUUUUCCAAUCGUUUUAUCCGAUUUAAGAAUAGCUUUUGCUAGGUGUUGAGCGAAAUGUAUAUAUGAAUUACAGACAAAGUGGUUUUCGUGUUGUUUGUUGUGAUCGGCAGUAAUGAUCAAUGUAGGCGACAGCGGUAAAGUUUUAUCUAGUCGAACCCUAGUGUAUGUUACGGUAGAUUGUGUUACAUUACUGUAGUAGACGGUUCUUGAUAUUUCCGUUCAUUAUAGAGUUAAGAAAAAUCAUGAAGACGUGUACGCUCUUCUAUUAGAUACAUAUGUUCAAUGUAAAACUUUUAUAUGUUUAUCGUGUAGCUACGCGUCAUUUUAGCAUUACUAUGAUAUGUGUUAAAGGUACUUGGUUUUGUGAAACCUUUCGUUAGAUUUACAGAGUCAGAUUCGGUUAGCAAUUUACAGAAGGAGGCCCACAUUGUGAGGAACAGAUAAUUAAAUGCUUUCAGCUUCAUCUUCCACUGAACAAAACCGUUAUUAGCUCGCUAAGUUGCUGGCAUGAUCAUUUUAUCACUCAGUCGUGCGUUUCCAUCUUCUCCCCAGUAUACCGUCGGCAAUGUGAUAAUUCUUACAGAAAAUUUGCCAACAGCUAGAGAAGCUCUGAUUUUCGCUGUACAAUUCUAUUUUCGGCAUAGCAAUUAAUUGUAUUUUUUUAAAUGUCAUCUGCGCAUAGCUGCAGGUGUUACAUGGAAGGUAUAUGGUGGUAAAAAAUUGUCCACGUGAGAUAUACCUGUAGAGACAUACAGAUUCAGAUUGUCAUAUACCAUACAGUCUACACACGUCUGCAUGUCGGGCCUACAAGAGUUAAUCUGACAUAAAGUAAUAUCACGAAACAUCGCUACUAUAACGUAUAGAUUCAAGGUAUUGUGUGUAAUGCGCGGCUUAUGAUCAUUACGUAUAUAUAGUCUAUAGGAAAAUCGUACUCAUGCGAAUACUCAUAAAUACUCGCAUUAAGCACUCAUAGGAGCUCACAUUUGCCCUUUUACUGAGAAUGCUAUUUUAAGCAUUUCAGUGGAAUUGCUCCUUCAAGUUUCUGCUUCGGUGUUGGUGGUGUUGAGAAACCGCCACCCUAUAAACGCUGCAGCCAUAGUAUCUGGCGUGUUCCGUGCCUAGGUGUGCAACAACUAUCUUGUGCAGUAUGUAAGAGUAAAUUGCUCUCAGAAGUUGGGUUUGAAAGUAGG
Messenger RNA from Priapulus caudatus, 3781 nucleotides. Its product is annotated as ankyrin-3-like. Gene Ontology annotation, molecular function: protein binding. Bases 363 to 2468 code for a protein of 701 amino acids. The transcript has 2 exons. Gene Ontology annotation, biological process: protein localization to ciliary inversin compartment; intracellular signal transduction. The record is from RefSeq and is a predicted model, not a curated record. Gene Ontology annotation, cellular component: ciliary inversin compartment. Lineage: Eukaryota; Metazoa; Priapulida; Priapulimorpha; Priapulimorphida; Priapulidae.